Molecule: messenger RNA, 10553 nt
Organism: Procambarus clarkii (red swamp crayfish)
Lineage: Eukaryota; Metazoa; Arthropoda; Malacostraca; Decapoda; Cambaridae
Product: tetraspanin-33
Cellular component (GO): plasma membrane
Source: RefSeq, a predicted model, not a curated record
GGUCAGGGGCUGGGAAGUCUUGUUGUAUGACACAGAGGGAAAGUGACGCUUCCUGUUCACUGUGUUUUGUAUAGUCUGUGCUGUCUGAGGGUUGUAACUGGAAAUUAUGGCCAGGAGGAGGGACUACUCGUAUAUAAGUCCGUGUAUUAAAUGGACUUUGUUCUUCUUUAACUUCAUAUUCUGGUUAUUUGGAAUGCUUAUCAUAGCUAUUGGUCUCUAUGGCGUAGUGUUCACUGCUCAAGAUUUGCAUGGACUUAAGUCAGUGCAAGUUGCAUACAUUGUCAUAACUGAUCUCUCUGGAGUGAUGGUGGCACUUGGCAGUAUUAUCUUCAUAGUGUCGUUUGCUGGCUGUGUUGGAGCUCUCCGAGAAAAUCUCUGUUUAUUGAAACUUUACUUCUGGUGCCUGACCAUCUUCCUCAUUGCUGAACUGUUGUUUGCCAUUGCCUGCAUUAUUUUCCCAUGGAAGUCUCGGGAAAUUAUUGAAAGUGUCUUGUCCAAGCGCCUAAUAAAAGACUACAGAGAAAGUCAAAACACACAGAAUUUUGUGGAUUUUCUUCAAAAAGAGUUUCAGUGCUGUGGCAUCACAGCAGAUGGCUACCUAGAUUGGAAUUCCAAUGAAUAUUUUAACUGUUCAGAGAGCAGCCCAAGUGCUGAGAAGUGUGGUGUUCCUCCCUCCUGCUGCAUCAAAAAUAAGAACAUGACUCAUAUGGACAUCAUGUGUGGGUAUGGCAUGCAGUCCAAAAAGCCUCAUGAAGCGUCAGAAAUAAUCCACACGGGAAGUUGUGUGACAUCCAUAAUUCAGUUCCUGGAGUCUAACCUCUACUGGGCAGCAGGAGUCAUAUUUGGUAUUACAUUGUUUCAGAUGUACGUGACUCACCAAGCUCGAUCCUUGAUGGACCAAAUCUCCUUGCAGCGCUCUAGAUGGUAUUAACAGUGUUAAGCUAAGGAAUUUGCUUUAAUUCUGCUAGCUUGUAGAGUACAAACUGUCCCAUAAUAGCUGUAGUAUCACUGCCUGCUCUUACAGUUGACACGUUUGUCUUGCAGUUGAUGUGGCCCAAAUAUUCUUACGUAUCGGUGAUAAACAUUGUGGAAGCUUGUCAUAGCACAAAAUAAUAAAUAGCUUUUUUGUAUACCAAAUAUAACUGAAUGGAAAAUAAUUUAUUACAUAGUAAAUACUGCUGGGAAUGUAUGUACAGUAUAACUAAACCAUUAUAUGGAAGAUAACUUUGGUUAACCUUCCAGUCACUAUAGAGUAUAUAUAACUUCUCUCCACUUGAUAGUUUAGCAACACAAUACUUCAUAAAUCCCAUUGUUAAGGACAGGAAGCAUGCAUUCAGGCUUGUAUCAAUUUCCCCACUAGGUUGAUCCACUGAUUUUUCCCAGGACACAACCCACAAUAGUUGCCUAACUCCCAGGUAUCUAUUUACUACUAGAUGAACAAAGGCAUCAGGUGAAAGGAAAUGUGCCCAACCAUUUCUGUCCCAGUUGUGGGUCAAACCCUGGAUCCCUGAUUGUGAUUCAAGAAUAUAGACCACUGUACUUCAGGACAUACAGAUUUCAAGUUGGGUAUUUUUCUAUUGAUUUUAUUUUUUUCAUAGGCACACAAAUACCCCUUGAGACUUGAGUAAUUUUUUUUUUACAUGAAUAGUUAUUUGGGGCAUGUCUAUAUGUAAGAUAUGUCUAAUAUGGCUCCUUACUAUGCAUCUUUGUAAUAAUUGUACUGUUUAGUAAAAGUUUUGUAUCUGAUCAUGGGUGCAAAACCUGUUUAUAUUGUUGUCCAGUGUGGUAUUUGUAGAAGACUUACUUCCUCUGACUUCAAGUUUGUAGUAGAUCUGAUAAAUUUUAAUUUUUUUGUAUUAAUGAAGAUUCAGAGAGAUGAAAUACAUAAAUGCACAUUUUGUCGUGAAGUACCUUUUUUCCUUAUAGCUUUAACAGAUUCAUUAAAUGUAGUAAGCUACAUUUUCAUAUAAUAACUGGUCAAAGGAAGUACCAAAAUUGCUAUGUUUGGUUGGAAUCAUGAUUUAUGCCACUGUACACACACACAGCCAAAACUAUUUUUAAUUAUGUAGUUUGAAGCUUUUUUGGUUCUUUGAUCAAAUGAUGUGGCCAUGCAUAACAUAACAUGCCUUGAUUAUGCAUAUAUAUAUAUAUAUAUAUAUAUAUAUAUAUAUAUAUAUAUAUAUAUAUAUAAUAAAAUUUAUUUUGUCUUGGUGUAAAUUAUCAAUUAGAUGUGAUAUGCAUUAAUAUUUGUUCUGAAGUGGUGUGCAUAUGUAAUCACAUCUCUCAGUUUGUGCUGCAGAUCUGUUUUCCUAUUUCAGGCAUUAGUGAAUUUUAUAUUUUAAAAAAUGUUAUUUAAAUGUAGAGUCCAGAUAUUUGUAUAAUAUAAUGUGCUAUAUGGUGAUAAGGAGCAUAAGUCAUUAGAUACUUUCAAAUCAUUUAUUUUUGUAAUAAAAGUAGUUUAUAUUUUCCAAAGAUAUGAUUGAAUAUAUUGUAUAAAUACAAUUAGUACUAAAAUACACAAAUACUUAUUAAAUAUUUGGAUACUGUAUUAAAUAAGUUGUUCAGCUCUUUACUCUAAUGUUGAUGGUAAAUGAAAAAAUAAAUGAAUUUGAAGGAACCAAGUAAUAAAAUCAUAGCAUUUAGAAGUACAUAGAUGGUUAAUGGCACAUACUAUAUUUAGCUCUAAAGAAUUUAUACAGAUUUGUAUGAAAAUUUAUAUUUUUAUACAUAAGUAUUCAUCUUUUAACUUGUACAUUUUCAGAUAAUGUGAUUUAUAAAGUAUCACAUACUUUAAUGAAAUCUAUGUCAGCUGUGUGUUGUGUGUUCUUACCAAGUGUAGUUGUGUCGGGGUGGAGGAAGAUCAAGCUAUAGCCUAGCCUCGGUUAAUGUACCUGGUGCAUUCAUACCUCCUGAUGUUUGGCUACUCUCUCAUAUUUGUUCUUGAAGCUGUGAAUGACUUGCCUCCAUCAUUUCUGCUUAAAGUUCAUUCCACUUGAUUAUUGGCCUUGAUGAAGAUGAGUAUUUCUUAUGUCUCUGGCUCAUUUGUUUCAAAAUUGUUUCAAAAUUCCACCUGUGCCCCCCCCCCUCACUCUGUUGUCUUUCACUUGGAGGUAAAACUUUCUGCUGUGUUUAUUACCCUUGGUAUCUCAUCCAUUGUGAUCUUAUUACCGUUUUUGUAAUUUCCUUCUUUAAUAUCCUUAGAUCGAACCCUUAUAUUUCUCAGUUUUGUAUAUGCUGCUUAUGUUAUUCUGUGUGUGUGUGUGUCUAGUGUUAAGGUUGGUUUUCUGUCCAAUCCCAGGUGGUGCUCCAUUUUUUAUUUCUUGCAACUGCCACACCUAUAUACUGUAUGGUCAUCCUUGCCUCUUCUCCCAUGCUUCACUACAUUUGUUGGGAUCAAAAACUAUUUGUCCAUCCAUACAUGCAGCCUGUCUAGCAGUAUCAUACAGUCUUCAGAAUGUUUACCCUUUUAAUCAGUUUUGCAUACUAUUUAUUAGUUUUGCAUCAUCAGCAAACAUUAUCAUGUAAGAUUCUACCUCCUCCUGGAGGUCAUUUACAUUCAUUAAGAAUAGUAAUGGUGGGAGUAUCAAACUGUAGUACUUUGUUGGCCAUUUUCUUCCUGCCUGACAGUUUCAUUAAAGCCCUGUUUCUUGUUUUUGGAUGAUAUAUCUAACCCAGUCCAAUUUUUCCAAUUUACUCCAGCCUUCUUUUCAAGUUUGGGAAUCGGGCUUUUAUGUGGCAUAGUGCCAAAGGAUUUUUUGUGGGCAAUGUUGGCUGUAUUCUACUCAUCCUUUUUUCUGUCGUGUCUCAGGAUGUCAUAAAAUUCACUAGUGUGUGUGUGUGUGUGUGUGUGUGUGUGUGUGUGUGUGUGUGUGUGUGUGUGUGUGUGUGUGUGUGUGUGUGUGUGUGUGUGUGUGCGCGCGCGUGUUUAAGUGAUGUACGAGUACAGUGAGAGUUGGAGAGGAUUUAUUAUAUAUAUAUCUCCAGGUGUGAUCAUUACAGGAUUUAUCUCAGGUUGACUUCAAGUAAAGUAACCGAUUCUCCUUCAAAAUGUCGGGUUAUUUGACUUUAAGGUUUCCUGUAAGUAAUUGAUGUUUGGCUGUACAGUAUAUCCUUAUAUAAUGGAACAUUUAAUUUAUUAAGGCAGUAAUUAUCCAAGAGUUGUAUCUGAAUCUCUCUGAACAUUCAAAUACUAUAUUUAGUAUUACAUACCUAUAUGACUGAAACACAUUGCUGAAUAGAAAAUGGUAAGUAUUAAUACUUUAUGCACCUUUAAGUUUUGUAAGGUUUAUAAAAGGGGUUCUUGUAGGCUACACCAGUCCCUCUCAUACGUUUUGUCAUGCCUUCAGCCUACCAGGAACGGAUACUAAAUUCCUCUCUCCCCUCCCCAUCCUCAAAGAGGCAGGAAAGCUAAGGAAGUCAUAACACUCCACACACUAAUGGCUGAAAAGAGGUCACAAAAAUACCUAGCAAAAACUUGACUGUCCCCCUCAAAAAUAAAGUAUCAUCUUGUCACUUUAUACUGGGGCCUGAAAUAGCCCCGAGAAACCACAGCAAAGCAGAGAAAAUGGCAGGAAAAUGAGUCACUGAGGGGGCCCCAGAAAAGAAACUUUGUCGUAUAGUCAUUAUACAUGGAUCUUGUGCUCUGUGGUGCCUCUAAUGAGAAAUCCACUGCACAUCAAAUGACAGAGAAAAGUGAAAUUAGAAACAUGUUCUGUAUAAUUAAAACAAAAGGGGAAUUUGCCUGUGAAUGUCAACACCCUGGGUGGUGGACCAACUGAGAUGUAGAGGAAGACUUGGAUGCAUUAUCCUCCCCAAAGCCAAAUACAGUAGUUGCACAGAGGACGAGGUGUAGCAAGAAGAUGUUUCUGGCUGACAUUAAAAAAAUGAUGGCUGGUGAAGUAGUUAAAUGAUUCCACCAGUACAGCAAACACAUGGAGGUCAAGAAGCUGAUAAAAGAAAGCCAUUGAAAAAAUCAUAGAAAAUGAGUGAAGGAACAGGGAAGCAGAAACCAAGGGUGAAAUGGAGGAGCUAUUUUACAAGAAGCUUGAGUCACAUUCAGAAGCCAUGAUCAGCAGCCACCAAACAAGUCACAAAGACCAAAGAUCUUCAUUGAAAACGAGCAGAGCCAUUCAUAGAAAAAACAAAAGAUGGCAGCUUCCAAAAAUGAACUUAAGCCACUUGAGGAACAGCAUUGUUGGCCACUAAACACAAUGCCAAGAUAUACAAAGCAAAAGUCAGCAAAAAAACAAAAUAAAAAAAAUACUCCUCAAAGCACACCCCCUCUUAGUGGAUGGUGCCUUGAUGUGAUUAGGGUGGGUUGUUGAGUGCCACCCUUUGGUAGGAGGAGGUGGCUCCUGCUCCUCUCUCCUGCCUGCAGUAGCAGUGCACGAGUGAAAUACACCCCCGUAUGUUAGCUGUGCAUAGAGACCUAUGCAUUCAUCUGGCAAUUGGGCCUACCCAACAGCUGCCACCUCUGGGGGUUGGGCAAUUCUCUAAAAUGGUAUGGGGACGGGGGUGAAAUGGGAGGUUCGGUGAGGCCUACCCGAACUAAUUGGCUUGUUUAGUUAGCCCAUCUAGUUAGACAUCGGGUCAAGUGGGCAUUGUGAGGUUGGUGUUUCUAUUGGUCCCCGAGGAUACCAUUCAGUCCUUAAAGAGUGAUCCUCAUACUGUAUACUGUUAGUUACCUCAGAGGUUGCUUACCUAUGUUGAACACCAUAGUGGGUAGGGAUUCUGGGCAGUGAAGCCUUUCUCUGCUAUUUGUAUGUUUUAUUUUGACCAUAUUUCCCCUUCUCAGACUCAAGAUGGGUGACCAGUCCCCCCAAGUUAGAAUGUCUUGAAAGAUCAGGCUCCAUAGCUCUGGCUACGGUGGACCCAGGCUUUUUUUUAUCACUCCUUCAGAUCAUCUCCCUUCUGCAGACUUUUCCAUUGGCAAGGUCAAUCCCAAGGUUAAAAGUUCCUGGUGGUGUCUGCCACAUCUCCCAAGUCACUCAAACCUUGAUGGUUACAAUGGCACAUUUUGCUCUCUCCUUCCAGGUCUGAGGCAACAUACAUUCCGCUAGCUCUGCAUGUUUCCUGCAGCAACUACAUUUCAGGACCUGUUUGACCCUUGCUACAUGGCCCAAAUACUUUGAUAUCUCAUGAUGACCAUAUCUGCUCUGAUGACUUGUGCACACACAAGUUUGUGUUCAAAAUACUCCCACUCAGACUAGUACCCACAUUGUCGAGGCCGCCUCUGAGUAGCUGGCUGAUCUUGCAUUGGUGAGGCCUCAGUUAGGGUCUCGAAGAAUAUCUUAUCGAAUACCAAUGUUGGCACAGUCUUUCUUCCACCUCAUGUUGGGACGGGACUGAAAACUCAAGGACUGCCAUGAUGAUAUCAAGAAUAUCCUCGAGUCUCAGGGUUGUCCUAUACUCAAGGUUGAUACAUUCACUCGGCACCCUCACAGUCAUCAUCAUCAUUCCCUUAAGGUCAUCAAAGUUAACCCUUUGAUAAUUGAACCCUUCUGUCCUCAGUUGUUUUUGCUGGUGCCAGGUGCUCCAUUCAGGAAUACAUCCGUUCUCCACGCCUCUGCAAUAGGUGUUGAAAAUUCGGGCAUGGAGCCUCUUUUGUCGAUUGUCCCAAUUUUGAGGAUGUUUGACUGUUGCUCCUAAUGUCCCCAAGGAGUCAUUUCUCAUUAAAAUCCUUACUGAAUCCACUAGCUUUGAUAUCAUUUGCCAUGCAUUCUUUUGUUCUUGUAUUGUCAUCUUGAGUGAUACUUAGUACCUUUUGAAUACUGUAUCUUUCAGCAGAGAUAGUGCUUCACAGUCUUCCUGGCAUUGUACCUUCUUUGAUAAUGACAUUCCUCAAAGCACAGAAUUAUAAUUACACACUAACCCUGUUGUCAUGUGCAGUAGUCAAGCAGAGGAGCAGACAAAUUAGCCAGCAAACACCCAGUUCCUAAUCAAUGACUACUGCCGUGGGUCACCACCAUAACAACAAUAUUAGAACAAGCCCCUUCCCACCAUGAUCAUCCCAGGUAAUGUUGCAUGACACACAAAUUAGCUUUUAAACUAGUGGAGUAAGUUAACCCAGAACAAUGCACAGGACUAGAAAUCUCCCUGACCCUCCCCACUGAGUUCAUAACCAAAUGCUUGUGCAAACAUUACAGACUGCAAACCCACGUCAGCAAAUAUGCAUGACAUUAGAUGCCACUCACUAAGCACAACGUAACCAGAAGCUCGCACCUGUUGAGUAGAGCCUCUAGCACAAUACUAUACUAUUUCUGUCACCCUUCUAUUCCAAAAGGGUGGAAACCAAAUCCCAUAGUGCCAUCUGAGAUAUGGAAAAACUCGUGAAUAGUCCAUCUUGGGGAGGAACUGUGUCAAAUGAUUUUUGCUAAAAAGCAUGCCAGGGAAGGUAAUCCUGAAACCACAGCUGAAGCAGGCUUUAAAAACAUGAUACACAAGACUAGCAUAUACAGUAUGCUCAUAAACUGCAUUAACAGACAUGAAGCCCUACAAUAAACCAAAAACAUGUAGAAAAUCCAGUCACUUAGCUGCAAAAUGCAGGUCUUAUGAGCCAAUGUAUGUUGGAAAGGACACCAAGUAAGAGUGACAGUUGUGGGCACAGAGGACCACUAGCACAGACCAUCUAGUGGAGAGAAGUUGAAACAUUAAGGUGAUAUUUGGUCUUACAGGUACUUUGUUUGGCCCAAACAUUUCUCAGUCCAUAUUGAGUUUGUGAGUCCUUUGUAGUCAUUUAGGCUGGGUUUCCUCAGUGUGUAGUCUAAUGACUCUGCUCUACUGCUUCUUUGAGGGGGGGGGGGCAGGAUUCUAAUACCAGUUCUUUGUAGGAUAUGAGAUGGUCCCAGAUACAGGGUGUUGAAAAUGACCCAGGGGGUACUAGUACAUAAAGCUCUGGGGAGCCACUGAGUGGGCCACCCCAGAAAAGUGAGAGUACGUAUGUUAUUAAAAUAAAAAUUCUUAGCUUGGAAAGUGUGAAGGCUAAUGCUCGGAAAAAAUUUGUUUCAUAUGAAAAAGAUUUACAUGUUCCGAGUAAAUACUUAGAAGUAUUUAAAUACAAAAGUGCAAGCCCCUUCUCCAUCUAUGUUUAAUUAGAAGUUAUAGUACACUAUUAAAAUGUGUAGUCAAAAAUUAGGAGACAAUAUGUAGUGCUGUAAUUAUUUAUUUUAUGCAUACAGUACUUUUAUACCUGCAGUGUCUUUAAAUGCAGUGCAGUUCUGUAUUUUGAUACAGUAUUUAUUUGUCUGUAUUUUCAUGUCGUCAAGGCUGUCUAUGAGGUACAGUAUAUGUAAGCUUUACAAGGUACAGUAUUGCAUUGGGCUCAAGUGUACUAAAAGAAUACAUUAUUUUUCUAGUUUUAUUUAUCUUUUAUCUAGAGGAGCAUGUUUGAUUAUAAUGCAGCAUCAAAUUCAAUUCAUUAAUAUGAUUGUGGUUGGUCUGUAAAAAUACUAAAUAAAUUCAGCCAUUUAUUUGUUAAACAUGAGGUGCUUUUGUAGUAACUCGAGUUAGUGUUGUUACAUGAUUGUAUGCCUAGAAGUCGUAAUUGGGUAGACAUUAUAUGUGAUAUCAUUUUAUUUUCAUUAUACUUUACCUAGAAACAUGAUUAUUGUAAUUGUAUCUAACUUGUCUGUUAUUUAGGUUAUACCUGUACCUAAAUUUACUUGAUGUAUUAAAAUUAUUCAGUCCAUCCUCCUAAAAUGAAAGUGCUUCUAGUAAAUGACUCUUUGGUUGACAGUACAAUGUGUAGUGAUGGACCACCAAAAAGUUGACUUUUGUAUUAUUGAAUUUGGUCAAAUGGGGAUAUUUUUUUUUUUUUUAACUCUAACAUAAAUAUAGGACCUAACCUCUAGUAAUCCUAUGCUUAGAAUGCUAUCUUAGGCCUAAUGUAGUUCAUAUAUGUGCUAUUCUAGGCCUAGAAAUGUUUUAAGUUUGAUUUUUUAGCUAUAUUUUCUGUAUUAAAUCAAAAGUACAAAAAGUGAAAUUAUUCAUAGUCCAAUAUUCCAUACUGGUACUUUGAACCAAUUAGUUACUAUAAGUACUGUAUUAUCAUUUCCAGAAGAUGGGUAGAAAUUAUUGUUCUUAGGGAAUUCUGGUUUAUGAGUUUAUAAUUUGCCUUUUUAUUAUUUCCAUGCUUGAGAAUGCAUUGAACUUAACUAUUUAGAUGCCAGAAGAUGCUAAAAUGUCAAACAUUAAGGGAGGAAGUUCUAAUCCUUCGGGAGUCAUCUUUGUGUAUCUUUCAGCUCUCGUAUCUUUGUGCACAUUUUUGUUUUAAACUUAAGAUACAGCAUCAGAGGUUUAGUCAUGAAACUGAAUCAUGGUGCAGUAUUAUAGGUCCCAUUAUAAUGUGAUCUGGACUGGCAGCAAAGGCUUCUAGUAAAAUGAGAAGGCAUGCUAAUAAGUAAAAUUUAAAUCAUUUGAAUGUUUUCCUGGUCUAUGACAAAAAUAUAUAUAUAUAUUUUUUUUAAGAUUGAUUUGCCUUUUUAAUUAUAAAAAGCAUAAAUGUAUUACCUUGACCAAUAUGUUGGAUACUAUUUUGUGUGGUAUUAAUGCUGCCAUGGGUCUCCAAAAAGAUGGCCUGACAAUUCUUGGAUUAAAAAAAAAAUAAUUGCCACUGAAAAUUUUGAAUAUUAUAUCUAAAAAUUUGUUUGCUAUUUUAUCCCAAUUUAUUAGGUUAUUUUAAUAUUACCUGUAAGUAUUUCAGUGCUGCUAUAUAAGACAUGAAAAUUUAUUUAGUAGUGAAAUAGAUCAUGAUAUAGAUCACGUGAUGAUAAUGUUUCAGAUGCACGGAGAAUAAUGAAAGUUUGGAAUGUGCUAGAAAGUAAUAUUUACAUAAUUAGAUGGGGGGAUUUUCUCUCUCUUGGCUAUCCACUCGAAAGUUCUCACAAGAAUCAAUUUUUUGGUGCAUCAUCAUUUAAUGGAUAUAGCCCUAUUCCCCUUCCAUUGUAAUCUUUUCAGACCUGAAAAAGAAAUACAAAGAUAUCGUCUUUGAAGUCGGAACUCUUAACUACAACAGCUGUAAUACAAAUUAUAAAUUUCUGUACUUCAUGUUCUGUAAUUUCAAUACAGGUGUGUAAAUUAAAGGAAAUUCAGUUGCUAUGAUGCCUCAACUUAUGCCAGAAAGUUUUUAUUUUCUGAAAGUAAAUGGAAAUGUAUUUUUGUAGAAUUAUAAUUUGCAAGAUUUGGGGUUAUUGUAGCAGUACUGUAAUUAGUUUUAUACAUUAUGACUAGUACUCUACAGUAUUAUAACCACAUUUAAUACAAUUUAUUACCCCCACACCAUAUAAUUAGAAGGGAAAUGUUAGUGGGUAAGUACGUAAAUAGGUAAGACUUUGCUGCUACUUAGAUGGCGUAACUAUAAAGCCACUGCAGUAGUGGGCAAUAUAUAUUUUUUAAAGUUACCAUGAAGGAAAUACUGUACUGUAUACAGUACAUUCAGUUUGUGUGCUUGUUGCACAUUUUUGUAAUUCCAUGAUAUAGUUUGAACAAAAUGUUGAAAACAAAUAUUUAGUGCACUUAAUUGUCACAUUAUAUGAAUUAAUAAAUAUAUUGUAAUU